CUCUCUCUCUCUCUCUCUCUCUCUUCACUGUACCGCACUGUGUGCUGUAGUUCUGCAGCCACGUCGCAGACAGAGACAGCAUCGCCCUCACAAGCCUCCUUCUCUUCAACUACUACAGCCGCCCAACUGCACCGAUAACGAGUUUAUCUCCUCGUACAGUUCGUCAGACAUUGUGUUCACACAUUUUUAUUUAAAAAAAGAGUUACUCGUUACAGAUAAGUUGAGAGUAGAGAGAGUACAGUCUCGGCUGUGGUCAUGGAACCAGAGGAUGUUCAUUUCAGGUCAGCAGAACAUUUGAUAGGUGAGGAAGAGAAUGAGAAAGCAGCGCUCGAGAGGAAGGAGGAUGGAGAGGAGCCCCGCAAAGCAGGGAGAGCACCGCUGUCCCGCAUCCCUACCUUUCAAAGCUCCCUGGGCCGCAAGCGAGUCACCGUCCAGAGUGCAGAGUCAUCGCCGAAGACGGAUGGAUCUAUCCAGCAGGGCCAAAAAGAGGGAGCUGGCUCUACAGAGGCUGGAAGAGUGAAAAUGUCAGGAUCUGGAGGGAGAGAAACAGGCCUGCCCGUCCCAUCGGCUCGUUUACACACAAGCCUCGCUGAUGUCCUCCCUCAAGGGGAAAUCUCGGGUCACACCUCCUCUCUUUUAGCUCCGAAAAUAAAUCAACCUCUUGAUCAAACGCCUGAGAUUACAGAAGACUCUGAUCAGCUUGAUAUGUCACUAAAACGACCCCCACUCAGGAAUGUCUAUGAGACCUCUGAUCUUGUCAUAGAACCCGCAAGCGGAGAAACCAUCUCAGAAGAUGAGCAGAUGUCGGCGCAGGAUGCCGUCGUAGAGGAUCUGAGCUCACGCUCCUCUGUUGAUCAGGAUGUGGCAUCUGAUCAAGCUUGGGAAGAAGAUCCUUUGAGAGAGGACUUUGGAAAAGGAGGUGUAUCCCGAUCACAUUGGACAGAAGAAAAUAGCGUCACAGGGAAUGAUGUGAAAUGUGUGGAAUGUGUUCCAGAUAAGGAUGAUGGAUCCAUACUUAGUGGUCAAGAUGAAACAGCUAAGAUCCAGAAACCUUCAGAUAGUAAAAAAUGCUUUAAAGAAACACAACAGGGAAGCCAAACUGCCGAUACUUCUCACACAAAACACACCAAGACCAAACCGUGUACACCCUCCAAGCAGACGAAAGGAAGGAGCUUUUCCCUUUUCUGUCUCCUGCCCACCAUUCUCCUCCUUUUGGGUGGAUUUGCAUCGCACGUCUGGCAGUAUGGAGUCCCUAAAUCUGUGUCACACCUGAUGUCACAACUGGAGCUGCACUGGUUGGAAAGUUUCUGGAUGCCUCAAGAGACAUGCAUCUCUGACUGUAGGCUUACUCUUGUUGAGAGUGUCCCUGAGGGCCUCAGCUUCCCUUCCGGCUCGCCACACCUGCCGAGCAUUUCAGACACUUGGACUAAACUGCUAAAGAAAGCCAACCGCUCUGUCCACAUUGGUGCUUUCUAUUUCACACUCCGAGAUUCAGACCUUGGCCUUACGGAGCCCUCGUCUGUGCUGGGCAAAAAAGUGUUCAACCAACUGAAGCAGCUGGAGCCAAAUGGAGUGAAGUUGAAGAUUGCUGUCAACGCCCCUCAGCCAUACAUUGCAGACACAGAUGAACUGGUAGCAACAGGGGCUGAGGUCAGGGGAGUUGACCUGCAGAGCAUCACUGGAGGCAUUUUGCACACCAAACUAUGGGUUGUGGAUAAGAAACACAUGUAUUUAGGGAGCGCAAACAUGGAUUGGCGUUCCCUUACCCAGGUGAAAGAGGUUGGAGUGUCUGUGGAAGACUGCAGCUGUCUAGCACAGGACGCCUCACGGAUAUUUGACGUGUACUGGGACGUUGGAGCUCAGAAGAAUGGAUCUCUACCUCCUUUCUGGCCGGGCCGUUUCUCCGCCCUCUCCAGUUCUAAGUACCCAUUAGCUGUUAAAUUCAACGGUGUCCCUGCACGUGUCUAUUUGUCUAGUUCCCCUCCUUCUUUAUCAUCAUAUGGCCGUUCUGAUGAUCUCUCAAGCAUCCUGUCAGUAAUUGCUGAUGCUGAGCGGUUCAUCUAUGUGUCUGUGAUGGACUACCUUCCCAUGUCCCAGUUCACGGAGCCCAUUCGGUAAUCUUUAGCAUUUGA
Molecule: messenger RNA, 2132 nt
Organism: Sinocyclocheilus grahami
Lineage: Eukaryota; Metazoa; Chordata; Actinopteri; Cypriniformes; Cyprinidae
Exons: 8
Coding region: 256-2118 (620 amino acids)
Molecular function (GO): catalytic activity
Source: RefSeq, a predicted model, not a curated record